Molecule: messenger RNA, 3615 nt
Organism: Cydia pomonella (codling moth)
Lineage: Eukaryota; Metazoa; Arthropoda; Insecta; Lepidoptera; Tortricidae
Product: homeobox protein vnd-like
Exons: 3
Coding region: 1874-2797 (307 amino acids)
Biological process (GO): cell differentiation; regulation of transcription by RNA polymerase II
Cellular component (GO): nucleus
Molecular function (GO): RNA polymerase II cis-regulatory region sequence-specific DNA binding; DNA-binding transcription factor activity, RNA polymerase II-specific
Source: RefSeq, a predicted model, not a curated record
UAGGUAAUGUGCAUUACCGGUAGGUAGGGCUUUUUCACUGAUUUGAACUACUGGUUUCAUUUGACUAGGUAACCUACCAAGUUAGUAUCGAUAUCAUAAUGCUUAAUAUUAUAAAUCAACAAUAGAAAUUAGUAAGCAAGUAUUUUCUGAUGUGAACUUGCCUGGGGGCCUAGCCAAGAUGGUAAUAGUACACCAACAAACGCCGAACGAUAACAAAAACUGUAUCGGGCCGAGAUGACAGUUGCUACGAAAACUCACGUGACUAAUUUCCAGGAUACACUAUUUAAUUUUCGAUUGGCGUUUUCUAUCAACGAUUGUCACUUGACUAGGCCCCCUGGAUAGCGUAAGAUAGUCAAUAACGAACUAUUCAGGCCUGGGUGCCUAGCCAACUUUCCAAUCGUUUACGCUCCGUAACGUAGCGUAAUCUCUCUCUAUAACUCGUCCGUGAAUCCGUGAUAGUGCGACAGAAACAGUUGCGUUUCGUUCGCUACGGAGCGUAAACGAUUGUCACGUUGGCUAGCCACCCAGUUCUACUAAUAGGUAGGUAUGUUUCAUAUGUGUUUGCCAUCGGGUUGUGGUAAAAUUUUUAUACCUUGGUACUCAAAAAAGAAAAAAUUCGUGGAGUGGAAUAAACCUACUCAAAAUUCUUAAUUGCCUACCAAUUCCAUAAGUUGUGAGUUCAAGAGACCCUAAAACAAUGCAAACACGUGCAAGUCAUAAAAUUUAAAUAGUGAUACUUCUCCCAUUCCUACCUGCUGCGCCCGCCAUCGGCGCUCCUCCAUUGUCUUUCGCUAAGUACUUGCACAUGUGCGAGAUUCUAAAUGUUUCAAUACAAUUUCUCAAGUUGAAACACAAAUGUAAAGUGUCCAUUACUACGAAAUGGGAUUUUUGACAGAUGUUUCCAAAACUAAUGAGGGGCUUUCAAAUUUUAUUGUGUUGAACAAAAUAUUUUAACUUGUUUAAAUACGUUAGGUAACGUAACUAAAUUAUUUUGGACAUGAGUCAAAAAAUGCUUAUCUAUCAUCAUAUUGGCAUUUUGGUGUCUAUUAUUCAGGUAUACACGUCUGCCAUUAAGGCACAGGAUUGAGGGCCUACUUCAAAGACGGGCAUGAAAUUCUAAGUGAGACUUACACAUUAUUCGCAAGUACUAGUACCUGAUACUUUUCUAGUAUCAUUUGAUAAAUUUCUGAAUAAAAUUUUGAACAAUGGGAAGCAUUAUGAUGAUAUUACAAUUAUUGGUUAUAAUGUUUGCAAGAUAUACUAAAAAACUGGACCUAUUAGUAAUACAAAUGUAUAGCUAUAGUAUAGGUAGUAAAUAUUCGUCUGUAGGAUAUAAACGCGUACAUUUUGUAUAAGUAGAUACUACAAUAGCAUCCAAAUCAUUAACAACGAAAUUGUAAUGUUACGCAAAAAACUCCCAAAACAUGGGCUUACACGGGCUUAAUAAAAACACUCUAAAUGAAAAUCGUUAUUCGGGCAUUUGGAGCGGCGUCCAUAACGAACCGGCCUCAACAAUGGGCUUAACGCGCGCACUCAUUACAAAAAGCGACAUAACAUAACGCUGCGUCGAAAGCUCUUUUCACAAAGUAUACUCCAGGUUUUUUUUGUUGGGAAGGCUUUAGUCAAUCGCCGCGAUUGGUCGGGACUCGCCCCGCCCAGUCGGGCGCGAGCGCGGAUUGGCGGGGGUCAGUAGAGCACCCUCGACGCUGAGUAGGCUGUCGAGGCACGAGGGCGGCGCGGGGUGUUCUUCACCCCGAGGGCCACUCGAGGGUUGUUCAGUGUGAGCGCGGCGUCGAAGGGCGCAGCACGUGUCACGCGAGUGUUUUGUGAAGGCUUCACCAUUAUCCCGAAGGCAAGCUCUCCCGGUCGGGAGAUGAAGUGCGAGGAAGGCGAGCGGUCGCCGCCGUUGCUGCCGCCGGCGUCGCUGCUGGCGUGGAGCCCCAUUCUGCUGCCGCCGUGGGCGCCGGCCUUCCUGCCGGCGCUCUACCCGGCGGCCUUCCGAUCUGCGUUCCCAGGCCUCCUGGACAGCAUGAAGAUGCCCGGCCAGCGGCCUGGGUUCCAGAUUUCGGAUAUUCUUGGACUGAACGAGGGCAAGUUGGAGCCCCCUCAGGGCGCUUGUCCAGUAGAGCUGCCCCCGUAUCCGUCGCAUCACUACCCCCCGGAGCUGUUGCGGCACCACCAGCCAUGGCUGUCGUUGGAUCACCAUGAUAACACUGGCGUUCUCGGCCAACAAGCCAGCCCUGACAGCACGUCCCGCGCCUCCGAGCUCUCGUAUGUGGGCCCGUCGGCCUCCUCGCCGCCCGUGCCGGACCCACGCGACGACGACGAUGACCACGACGUCGAGCCCGACGACGACGACCACGAGCACGACUCCAUUAACAACAACACCGACCCCAGCAUGGUGCACAAAAAACGCAAGCGACGGGUACUCUUCUCUAAAGCGCAGACCUAUGAACUAGAAAGGCGAUUCCGCCAGCAGCGAUACUUAUCAGCACCCGAGCGCGAGCAUCUCGCUAGCCUGAUCCGCCUGACCCCUACGCAGGUUAAAAUCUGGUUCCAGAAUCACAGGUACAAGACGAAACGCGCAGUCCAAGAAAAAGGAGCACACGAGCUUAAUGUUGGAGGCUUGAGCUCACCGCGGCGAGUCGCCGUUCCGGUACUAGUGAAGGAUGGAAGGCCUUGCUUGAGCAAACCGGAGCUGCCACCUCUGGGCAUGGGGCUGCCCCCGUACCAGCCGCUGCACCACCAGCCGCCCGUGUCCGCGCACGGCCCGCAGCCCGCGCCCUGCUGGUGGUAACCCACCAACCCCUCCACAGUGUUUACUAGUCCUAACGUCGUUGUUUGCAACACGCAAACUCAGUCGACGAAGUUUCUAACAAAAUUAGGAGUUUGGAACUUGUUAAAUUAACAAUUAAACUCGAAUAGUAUCUAAAUUAAAUUAAAGUAAGACCUACUAUUUAAUAAUCGGCAUAUAAGGUAUCUGGAGUUCCUACUUAUUUAUAUUUAGAUAUUCUGAAGUCUUCAGUAGGUAAUCUAAAAUUCUGUAUCAAGUAAAUUAUUAUUGGCAGACGUCGAAUAGCUGUUUGGAGUAGGCCUUAACUAAGUGAUUGAGAACAUUCCAUCUUUAGAAGUGUGUAUAUUUAUGUAUAAAGCCUUUGACAAGUAUUAGAUUAAUAUUAUGAGAAAUGACCAGAUUUUAUCAGAAUGCAAUAUUUAGUUUUAAGGUUCAGUAUUAUUAUAGUCCUGUAUAGUGAGUAAUUAUUUAUAUUUCAAAUAAACAACUGUUAUUUUACGUAACUACAUACAUUUUUAUGUAGUUUAGGAGUUGUAAGUUGUACAUAUAUUGUAUAUAACAGAAAAUGUAUCCAGUUACGCAAAUAAAUACCAACAGAUCCGUAUCAGUCAGUCUGCAUCACUGCUGUCCUAUCUUAUCUCGCCAGCCACAUUACAUAGCGAGCUAAACCUGUGUCCAUAUUUGUCCCAUACAUCGUGCGGUGUCACGCACUGCUCCAUUCUUAGUUCUGUGUGAAUUUAAAAUAAGCUAAUGGAAAUGUGUUACAUGAACAUGAUAAAUAAAUUAUUAUCAAAAAAUAAAUAAAUGAUUGAAAAAUAUAA